ACACCCAAAAGCCCUAUUACAGCAGGGGGGUCCUCGGCCUCUGCGACUCUUCUGCGUCAUAUCCUUUGCAUUCCCACACACAAUCGUUACCCCUCCUCGUGCUCUUCAGCCUCUUGGGAUCCUCUACUGUUUUUACUGUGUCCCUCUGGUUGCCUGGCUGCCUUUUCUCUUCCCGCCUCAUCUUCCGACACCUUUAGCUCUUCUGAGUGACGUCUCCAGCAGCAGAAGCAGCAAACAAACGAAAGAUAGACACUGUGAGAGAACUGCGAGAGAAAGAGAGAGUUAGGCAGAGAGAUAGGUAGUGCCGGGCUGGAGCAAUGGCCGACUAUAGAACCACCCGGGUCUAUCGAGAACGCCGCGAAAGUGAUUCUGACGACGAGCGCUUCAAAGCCACCACCGUUACCCGAUACAAGGUCAACCAGCCGCGAAUAGAACGAUACGACCGCACUGAGAAAUUUAUUGAGAUGGACGACGAACGACGCUCGCGCUACUCCGGUCCGGAGCGUAACAACGACUAUGUAGAGUAUGAGCGGAGAGAGCGCUAUGUUCCUGACAGGCCGCGCUCCGCCAUCGAUGUUGAGGGCGAUCGCACUCGCACCGUCUUUUACGAGCGAGAUGUUGAGCGCCGCGAGUCGGACCGCGACUGGGAGAGACGCCCCCGCCAUCAUGAUGAGGAUGUGCGCAUCGAAAAGAGGGUUGAGGAGCGCUUUGAGGACAACCACGGCCACGAGGUUGAGCGUUAUCGCAAGGAAACCGAUUAUUAUCGAGAGCCGGAGCACGGGUCUUCUCCUGUUGUUGUGCGCCAGCGCGCCCCGGACCAGAAAAUCAUUGUCCAGGAAGCGCCCCCGCAGCAGAUUGUCAUUCCCAGACAGGACCCAAACAUCAUUGUGCUCAGGGAGAGAGAGGGAGACCGAGAGGUCGCCCGUGUUCCCUACGACGAAGAGUAUUAUUACCGCCGCGAGCGGAGAGAGGUCGGCGACCGCCGUCAACACCGCCGCGAUGACUACCACAGCGACGAGGAUGACUAUUACUACUCUCGCCGCACCGUUCGCCGCAACCGCAGCCAGAGCUCGGAUCACCACAAGCGCCACCUCGCUGAGGGUGCCCUUGCUGGCGCUGGCAUCACUGCCCUGCUCGCAAGUCGCCCCAAUGAGUACGGAGAGGUUGCUGAGCAUCGUGGCAAGAAGGUUCUUGCCGGUGCUGCUCUGGGGGCUAUUGGAACUGAGGCCAUCAGGCGAGCCCACAGCGCAUAUGAGGAUCGCUGGGGAGACGGCGACGAAUCCCCUGAUCGCCAUUCUGCUCUCAAAAAGGGUCUCGGCCUUGCGGCAGUUGCUCUCGCUGCAGCCGGUGCCGUCAAGUACCACCAGGCCAGCAAAGCCGAAAAGGAGGAGAGACGCCGAGGCCGCAGCCGAGGCCGCGGCUACUAUUCCGGCGAUGACUACUCGUCUUCUCGCUCGCGCUCUCGUUCGCGCCGACCCAGCCGUAAGCGCAGCCUUUCAACCUUGGCCAAGGCCGCUGUUGGAACCGCCGCCGCCGCUGGCCUGGUCAAGCAUUUCCGCGACAAGUCAAAGUCGCGAUCCAAGUCACGACAUGGAAGCAGAUCUCGUAGCAAGUCGACGCUGCGACGUGGCGCUGAGCUGGCCGGUGCCGCCGCUGCUGCUGGCAUAGCCGGCAAGGUGUGGAAAGACCAUCACGACAAGAAGAAGGAGAGAGAGAGAGAGGCUUCGACCUCUCGUGGAUUCAGCGAUGACGAUCAUCACGAUCGCGAUUAUGAUAGGCGCGACUCUCCCAGCCGAAGCAGGAGCAGGAGCAGGAGCAGGUCGAGGGCCAGAUCCCUUUAUUCCGAAACCGCGGCUGAUCCUGGGCUAGGCUUGAUUGAGUACGGGCACGAUCCCCUACCACCCGAUCCGCGCUCUCCCACGGGCCAAGGAUAUGAAUCCGAGGCCGAGGAGAGGCGACGAAACCGACAGAGAAGACGUGAAAGAGAUCCCUCCUCUUCUGGAUCCGAUGAAGAGAGGAAACGCAGCAGGAGCAGGAGUGAGCUACGAGACGCAGUGGGCGCGGGUGCAGCGGCCGCUGGCAUUAAAGCGUACAAGGACCACAAGGACAGAGAGAAGAAGGCAAAGGAAGAGGAGAGACGGGAAGAGAGGCGAGCGGAGCGGAAGGAGGAGAGGAGAGAUGAGAAGAGAGAGAGGCGCUCGAAGGAGAGGCGCUCAAGGGAGCGCGAUGAACAAGGACAACGCUAUCCCGAUGUCCCUCCAAAUGGCGGCUUCUUUGACGAAGGCAGGCCGCAUUCCCCCCCAACUGCCUCUGGCGGUGCCUACUAUCCCCCCUAUCCCAUGACUCCGGGAUCGAGCACUCCCGGAACCGCCCCCCCUCCUACCAGUAUUCCUCCCCCAGCUCCGCCUCCACCUCCAGCGGUCCCGCCGCCAGUCGGUGUUCCACCGCGAGAGCACAGCUACACGCCAUAUACUGAUCCUAACGUACCUCCACCUCGGGAGUACCAUCCUUACGUGCCACAAGACUAUCACGGGUAUGCUCCUCCGCCCCCACCGGCCGGUCCCCCGCCACCCUCCGGACCGCCGCCUCGCGUCAACUCCUCGGGAAUACCCGGUUACGUACCUCCACCGCCGGCUGGUCCGCCUACUUCGGGUCCGGCACCUCCGCCUGGACCUCCCCCUGCAGGACCACCGGCGGGCGGUAUCUUCCCGAAUGAUCAAGCUGUAAAACCGCUCAAGGCACUGCCACCGCCUCGCAUUGAGAUUCCAGAGAUUGUGUUUCCUAUUCGUACCAGGAGAAAGUCUGUAUCGUUUGGACCGCUUUCUCCGACGAGUUCCAAGACAAUGCAGAGGCAUAAAAAGGAGCAUGACGUCAAGUCUGAAUCAGACAGUUCCGAGUCUGAGGAAGACAAGCGGCGUGAGAACCAAUUUAAGCGGUCGAGCCGCCACCGUCGAUUAUCAUCUGACACGACUCACGACCGCUCUCCUAACCGCGAUGGCGAGGGUAGACAUCGGAGACAUCGUCACUCUGAUUCGGACGACGAUGUCGAAAAUCUACCUGAUCGUUUCGACUCGCAUGGUAAACCACUGGAUGGCGGACGUCACGGUAAGAACCGCAUCGUUACUCGAAGCGGCGAGUUUCACCGUCCAGCGCAACGGCCUGGCGGCAUGGAAGUUCACGGCGGAUGGGCGCUUGGCGGGACGGACCCUGAGCAAAUUGAAAAACUGGUGAGAAACGUGACGGGGGCUCUGGAGGGGCGGAAAAGCUGGGUGAGUGUGAUUGGGGAGGUGCUUGGUGGUGACAUGUUGGGACAAUUGGCGGGACCGUUGGCGGGAGUAUUGCAGAUUGAGGAUGAUGAUGAUGAUGAUAGGGAGAGGAGACAUAAGAGGCGGAGAUGAUGGGAUGAUUUGAUGACGAUGAUGACUUUGAUGACGAUAUAUUUCUUGUUUUUGUUUUUGUGUCUAUGUCAUUAUGUCUCUCUUCUCUUUUUGUUUUUGACGUUAUGAUUGAUGAAUUUGUUUUUUUCUCUUUUAAUUUAUAUCUCGGGUACAAGAAAUGAUGGGCAAAGUUAAUUUUUGGCUUGUUUGUUUUCCUUUUUUUGGUCAGAUUUAUAGAAAAGAAGCGAGUGCUUAUGAUUAUUGAUGACUUUUUUUUUUGAUGAUGAUGAUGAUGUGUAUGGUUUUGAGUGAUUGGGGGUUUAAUGAACCAGAGAUUGAAGG
Trichoderma harzianum CBS 226.95 is the source of this 3719-nucleotide messenger RNA. RefSeq lists its product as hypothetical. The record is from RefSeq and is a predicted model, not a curated record. Lineage: Eukaryota; Fungi; Ascomycota; Sordariomycetes; Hypocreales; Hypocreaceae. Bases 318 to 3398 code for a protein of 1026 amino acids. The transcript has 4 exons.